AUGUGCGCUGGUGGUAUAUUGACGGAAAAAGACGAAAGCGGACAUUGGGUCGGCAGUCGCAGGCGAGUUUCGGCUCCACAACGCCCCGUCUACUUACAGACACACGAGCAUCUUCAAUUGCAUGUCGCACCUACUUCUCUCCGCCAUCGCUGUGGCCUCGCCCGAAUCGCAUAA
Bipolaris victoriae FI3 is the source of this 174-nucleotide messenger RNA. RefSeq lists its product as hypothetical. The record is from RefSeq and is a predicted model, not a curated record. The transcript has a single exon. NCBI's taxonomy places the organism in Eukaryota, Fungi, Ascomycota, Dothideomycetes, Pleosporales, Pleosporaceae. Bases 1 to 174 code for a protein of 57 amino acids.